AUGGAUAUACCGCUUCAGGAGGAUCUUCUGAGUCCUUAUCCCAUCGACUAUCCAAACUUAGGCACUUACGACUGUGAAUACGACCUUAUCAGCCAAAACUCUACUGUCAGUUCUGCAGCCAGUACAUUCCUGGCGAAACUACCGUAUACUCCACUUCCCGGUUUUAACGAUGGAAAAAAGGAGUUUCAUGAGCUCAUAGACUUAAUUGCUGAUAUCGAGGUUGAUGAGAGGUCAGUUUAUCAUUUUUUUGAAUUUCCUGUUAGCAAAAAAUAGGUCCGAAUAUGUCACUUUAAAUGUUUUUCUCUGAUGAAAUCGCCUCAAUUCGAGCAAGGGGGGAGGAUUUCAAAAUGAAAACAUAAAGUUGGUUUUUUGGUUAUUACGCUUUAUAUGUGGCUGGUUUUUGCAUUGAAGCUUUUUUAAUGAAGAAAAGACAGCUUUCGUGAGCUGAUAGUCUCAAAGUCUAAGUCUAAAAUAUUUAGACGAAAAUGUUUCAAAACCAUUUUUUACGAAAUUUUCGAAGUUCAGUUAACCCCUUCCAAUAUUGAGUACUUAUGUACUUCACAAUUUUUGAAAGGAUUGACUCCAAAAUUCAAUUACAAAAUAGCGUAAACGCCGCGCUGAUCUUGCAUAGCUCCGAAUAGGUUUUUGGUACUUCGAACGGCCUGAGACAAAGAUUUGAGUUUUUAGAACAACGAUCGGCUGGACACUAGUACUGCGUCUUUCAAUACCACUUCUCCUUGAACAGACGUGGAAACUUUUUUAAAUUUUCGUUUGUUUCCAGCCGUCUCCUCGCCUCGCCUGAAGACUUGGACGAUGAUGAUGGUACGGCUCCUUCGGUCGUCAAAAAAGAAGAUGUGCAGUGCAAAGAAAAAGAAACCGAGAAGGAAGCCCCAGAGAAACAGAAAAAGAAGAAAGCGAGUUGCAAAUGUGUUGUCAUGUAA
Caenorhabditis auriculariae is the source of this 941-nucleotide messenger RNA. NCBI's taxonomy places the organism in Eukaryota, Metazoa, Nematoda, Chromadorea, Rhabditida, Rhabditidae. The record is from the annotation of a GenBank genome assembly.